Messenger RNA from Oryza sativa Japonica Group (Japanese rice), 986 nucleotides. RefSeq lists its product as uncharacterized. The record is from RefSeq and is a predicted model, not a curated record. Lineage: Eukaryota; Viridiplantae; Streptophyta; Magnoliopsida; Poales; Poaceae.
CGUAAAUCCCAUAAAUAAAUUUCUUCUCCUUUUUUGUUUCUUUGCCAAAUCCCAUCUCCAUUUUCCUCUUCCUCGUCGUUGCGAUUUGAGAAUUCACCUUCUUCUUCCUCCUCUCCUCUCGCCUCCUACCUCUUGCUGCAGCGCACGGCGCCGCGCCAUCAUCGAGCUUGAUCUCGUGCUUGUAUCCUUGUUCUUCAUCUUCUCACCUUCCCUUGAGAAGAUUUGUUACUAGUUUAAUAUUUCCAAGAAAGAGAAGAGGAGAGGAGAGGGUGGUAACGCAGCGUUAGGUGGGGGGCGUGCUAGUCAAGAAGAGAAGAGAAGGAAGGGAGGCCCAACUGCUCCAUCCUCCCUUCCCCAAAUCCACUCCUUCCUUCCUUCCUUCCUUCCUCCCUUGGUUCAUUCAUUGAUUUGAUUUUUGCACGGCAUUUGAGGAAGAAUGUGCCCGCUGAGGGUGAUCCUCAUCUUCCUCUCCGCUACUAUCGCCGGAUUCUUCCUCAUCCGGGGCCUCAACGCCGAUCCCGACCUCCUCCACGACGAUGCCGAUGCCGACGCCUCCGAAUCCCCCAGGGAAAGGGCCCCCGUGCCCCUCCAUUCCAAGGUUGGGUCGGCUUUGAAAACAGGAUUCUGGACGAUGGUGGACAUGGCAAGUGGGAAAUACCUUUGGCGCACUCUUGUUUCACCACCGACAAAAUGCGAAUCUGAGAAGGUCCAGUGAUGGAGUUCUGAUAUUUAUAUCAUACUUAGUUGAUUUGGGAACAGAUGUAACCCCUAUUGUGGUUAGAUUCUGUUGUUGAAGUGUAGUACGAUGGCAACUGUAACAUGAGGAUUACAUCUUGAAGUAAAUGUACAAAAUAGUUCACGUUUGAGCCUUUUCGUGUAACCUAAAACAAUGAGUGGAGAAUUGGGGGCAAUGCUGGGAGUAUAGACUUAUUAAUACAUGAGAUUUGGACUGAAGUUUCUGAAUACAAUGGUUGGACUAUUCUUUA